CAGGCGAUUAGGAUGAGUGAUCCGGAUUAGGGUACCCUCCAAGAUGGCGGUAACGUUCAAGUUUUCCCGUGUCUUCGUCGUGAUUUUUGCCUUGUUACUCCUGAACGGGGUACAUGUCAGAGCAGACGACGAGGCAGAAGAAGAGAAGACUGAUGCUGAAGUACCAGAGGAGACAGAACAGGAGGCUGUGGAGUAUGAUGGAGAAGAGGUGGAUGGUGAGGAUGAUGAUGAUGAUGAUGUGGAUGUAGAAGAAGACAACGGGGUUCUGGUUCUGACAGAUGAAAACUUUGACGACGUUGUGUCUGACAAGGACAUCAUCUUGGUGGAAUUCUAUGCACCCUGGUGUGGCCACUGUAAGAGCCUGGCCCCUGAGUAUGAGAAGGCAGCUAAGACCCUGAAGGCAGCUGACCCUCCUGUGCCGCUGGCUAAGGUAGAUGCUACAGUCCACACAAGGCUGGGCAGCAGGUUCUCUAUCCAAGGUUACCCCACACUUAAGAUCUUCAGGAAGGGAGAGCCAUACGACUACGAUGGGCCCAGACAAGAGGACGGUAUUGUGAACUACAUGAAAGAGCAGUCUGACCCUAACUGGGAGCCUCCACCUGAAGCUGUGGUCACCCUGACGGAGGAUAACUUUGAUGAGUUUGUUAACGACAAUGCCAUCACUCUGGUGGAGUUCUAUGCACCAUGGUGUGGCCACUGUAAGAAGCUGGCACCUGAGUAUGAGAAAGCUGCCCAGGUUCUGUCCAGAGACGGCAUCCUGCUAGGCAAGGUGGACGCAACACAGGAGAGUGACCUGGCUAAACGGUUUGACGUGUCAGGAUACCCUACACUGAAGAUCUUCAGGAAGGGAAAGGCAUAUGAAUACAAGGGGCCAAGGGAGGAAAGAGGUAUCGUCUCACACAUGAUUGAGCAGUCAGGGCCCAGUUCAGAUGAGUACAAGUCUCUGAAGAAUUUGAAGAACUUCGUCACAUCUGACGCUGUCAUCGUGGGCUUCUUUGAGAAUGACCAGGAUCCUCUCUUUCAAACCUACCUGGACUCAGGUAAUGACUUGCGAGAUGCCUAUGAGUUUGGCCACACGUUUGACGCUGAAGCCCGGAGCUUCUACAAGGUGAACCCAGGAACAGUCACCAUCAUACAGCCGGAGAAGUUCCAGUCUAAAUAUGAACCUAAGAUCAGGAUCUUUGACAAGGCUGAUGCCACUAUAAAGGACCUUCAGGACUGGUACAGUGAUAACAUCCGCCCACUGGUGGGAGAACUGACUACGCUGAACGAGAACAAGCGCUACGGAGAGGCACGGCCACUGGUCGUGGUCUUCUACGAUGUAGACUUCAGCUUUGAAUACAGAGAAGCCACUCAGAUCUGGAGGAGGAAGGUUCUGGAGGUUGCUAAAGACCACCGAGACGUGACGUUUGUCAUCGCUAAGGAGGACCUGCAGCAGGCCAAGCUGAGGGAGCUGGAGUUAGACGACAGCGGAGAGGAGGUUAACGUUGGGCUGUACGACACCACCAACAGGAAGUACCGCAUGGAGCCGGACGAGUUCAGCGAAGAUACGCUGAGAGAGUUCGUCGAGGCCUUCAAAAAUGGUGAGCUGAAACCAGUUAUCAAGUCCCAACCCGUCCCCAAGAAACAAGGUGCCGUCACCACCGUGGUGGGCAAGAACUUCGAGAAAAUCGUCAUGGACAAAUCCAAAGAUGUCUUGAUCGAGUUUUACGCUCCUUGGUGCGGCCACUGCAAGAAACUCGAGCCCAUCUACAAGGAACUGGGGAAGAAAUACAAGAACGCUAAAGACCUGGUCAUUGCUAAGAUGGAUGCCACAGCUAAUGACAUCCCUGACAGUGCCUUUGAAGUACAGGGUUUCCCAACCAUCUUCUUUGUAAAGAAAAAUGAUAAAAAGAAUCCCAUGAAGUUUGAUGGGGAUAGAGAUUUAGAUGGGUUUGUGAAAUACCUGGAGGAACAUGCUACGGUUUCUCUAGGAAUGGCAAAAGAAGAGUUGUAGGAGUUACUUUUGAGGAAACACAGUACAGGUGAACAUGUUGCAAUAUGACUUACACAGGCUUGGAGGCAGACUUUUGGGCAUUUCAGUUGUGAAUUGAUAUUUUAAAUUGCAAUGUUUCUUUUCAUUUGUGUACAUCAGCUAGGUGUCACCAAAGACAGUAUCCUCCUCCCUUUUCUUUGUUAUUUGCAUGCUAUGUUUUAGUUGAUACACUUUCAUUUGGCCACAGUAAACUGAAGCAUUCCAGUGCUGGUAUACAGUUUGCAUCUUUGUAUGUAUAUUUGGAAAUGUAUGGCAGCUUCAUGCUAUACUUAUAGGACCAAGUAUGGGUGCAGAACCCAUGUAGAUGCCUAUAUGUUGGGAGAAAUAACAUGAAGUCACAGAAUGAUUGUUUAAAUAGUUUUUGUUUUAUAGUUGUAUCAGGUUACCAGUAAUUGGUACUAUGCAGGAGGUGAAAUAGACAUCUAAUGAAAUUAAUUCUUGAAAGGUUUUCAAAAUACGAAGAGGAAACCUUAAUACCAUUCUCUUUUUCUUUUAGCAGUUUCUUUAUACUAUUAGGUAAACCUUUGGUGAUGUGUUUGUUAUGAAGGGAUCUCUCUCUGAAGCCUAUUUUGUAUGUAUGAAUGAAUGAAGACUGAACCACCUCUAAUUUUAGCACAGUAUUUGAAAGAUAUGUUGAAUCACUACAGGUUGUAGUGGUUCUAUUAAUGGGAAUAAAGGAAGCUGCUAAGCAGAAUAUUUUUCGUUGUGUGUAUUUUCCAUAUUAUGUUAGUAGCAAUAUACAUGUGCACAUCUAUUGGUCACCUAAAAAUUGAACAUGCACUUUCCUAUCCAUUCCUUAUA
Branchiostoma belcheri (Belcher's lancelet) is the source of this 2836-nucleotide messenger RNA. Its product is annotated as protein disulfide-isomerase A4-like. Gene Ontology annotation, cellular component: endoplasmic reticulum; cell surface. Gene Ontology annotation, biological process: response to endoplasmic reticulum stress; protein folding. Gene Ontology annotation, molecular function: protein disulfide isomerase activity. The transcript has 10 exons. The coding region runs from base 44 to 1996 and encodes 650 amino acids. The record is from RefSeq and is a predicted model, not a curated record. Lineage: Eukaryota; Metazoa; Chordata; Leptocardii; Amphioxiformes; Branchiostomatidae.